CUCGAACCAACCUCUUGCCACCUCCGAUGGCGCAGGACACGAUGCGAAAGUCGGUUGGCAGCUCUAAACGAAAAGCCACAGCCCAUGAAGACUCCGACGAUCAACCUACCCCUGCUAAGAAACCGAAAAUGACGGCCCGAAAGAGCACAGGGGGCAGGCCGCCUCAAAGGGCUGCGGUAGUAGAACCUCCCCCUAAGAAGAAACGUUUCCGACCUGGGACUGUGGCACUGCGUGAGAUCCGCAAGUACCAGAAGUCGACCGACCUCUUGCUGAGAAAGCUGCCAUUCGCUCGUCUGGUUCGGGAAAUUGCCAACGAUUUAAUGACGGACAUGAACAACAAUUAUGGUCCCGGAGCCGGAUUACGGUGGCAAAGCUCUGCUCUAAUGGCAUUGCAAGAGGCUACGGAAGCGUACCUGGUCCAUCUAUUUGAAGACGCGAAUCUUUGUGCCAUCCACGCCAAACGGGUUACGUUGAUGCAGCGAGAUAUUCAGCUAGCGCGAAGGAUACGAGGCGUCUGGGGCGGUAUGGGCUGAUCAAAAUAUUUGGUUGCGAAGAUGAUUGGUUGUGAUUAGUUGUAUUUUUGAAUCAUGUACGCCUACGCCUCUACUGCUACUCACUUGCUACAUGACCUGUGGGAGUAUCAGUAUCGCCCGAAACAGGUUCCAAGUGGGUGCAGGUCAAGGUCAUAUUAGAUCAAGAAGGCAUCACUGGAUACCUCAUAACGCAAGCGUCAAGGGCUUCCUCCAACCACUUUUGUUUUCAUUCCAGACAUCAAUAGAGCACUACUCACUGGCCUAUGAUCGUUUGCUUUUCUUUUUGGAGGAAGAGACAUUGGCAGGUUUGGAGUGGAUUUCUCCGCAGCGCUCGGAGCUUUCCCAGGAGUGACUGGAGCUUUCAGCUGGGCAGCUGGGGCUUUCGCUUCAGGGAUUGUCGUCUUCACUGGAGUCUGCACUUGAACACUCUCGAGUGUCUUGGCUCUAUGUGCUGGCGAAUAAUCCAAUAUCCAAGUCUGAACGAGACCAAACGUCGCCGAGGUCGUCCAGUAGAGAACGACACUCUGUGACGCAUAAAUCAGCAUCAUAAAACAUGCGCAGAAUGACGAACGCACUCCAGGACUGAUGGCAGCGAGAAGGAUACGCGCCACGGACAGUACGUUCAAAACGCUUUUCACGACUCUCUGGGGGCGUAUCGUCAUCUGACCACUGGCAGCGAGCUUUUGCCUGUGCUCUUCCGCCUUUCUCAGUCGUUCUCUUUGAUAUGCGCUCAUGAGCCAGUUGUUCGAUUCGACGUUGGCCAUGGUGACCAUACCCAGGAUGAUCGGCAAGGUCCAUGUCUGGUCAGGAUGAUUCAACGUCGUCAGAGUGAAGAACGCCUCAGAGUCGAAUGGUGUGGGGUCUUGAGCCAGGCGGUUGAACAUGAUACUCAUGACAACGAAGACAGGAAGUUGGCUGAGUGGGCUCACAGCCAUGGAGAGGACAGGAUGGCAUUU
Molecule: messenger RNA, 1489 nt
Organism: Mycena citricolor
Lineage: Eukaryota; Fungi; Basidiomycota; Agaricomycetes; Agaricales; Mycenaceae
Source: the annotation of a GenBank genome assembly